CAGACUGAUCGCCACCACGUGAAUGUGAGCUACCCUAGAACUCGGUGUUAAAGGAGACCAUUCGGCGUGUUUCUUUUUUAGCGAUUCUUUAUUCGCCUUGCGCCACACGUGCGCUUAAUUAGCUUUUCGGUGCUGAAUAGCGAGAACCUUGCGAGUUGACAGGAAUGCGAGACGGAAGCGGGUCGCGUGCACCUUGCCCACGGACGGGUGUUCCACUGUCGUAGCGCGAGGGAUACCGUCGCAGCUGGCGGACACGCGGGGAAGAUGCUGUUCUUCCAGUCUGUUCUAAGGAGACUCUAUAAAGCCCAUGCUUUGGAGAGGACAGCAGCCAUGCUCUGUGGACUGAAGAAAGAUGUGAAAAAGCACAGCACCGAUGAUGGCUCAUAUUCCAAGACAGGCAAGGAUUCUGGGGGGCCGGACCAUGCCCUGUCGCCACGGAAACACAGCGUCCCAGAACUUCGGGGCGUCACGACCGUGGAGCUGAUGAAGAAGGAGGGGGGCACCCUGGGACUCACCAUCUCUGGGGGGUCUGACAAAGACGGGACGCCGCGUGUGUCCAACCUGCGCCCGGGUGGGCUGGCCGCCAGGAGUGACCAGCUGAACGUGGGAGACUACAUAAAGUCUGUGAACGGCAUUAACCUGUCCAAGCUGCGGCAUGAGGAGAUCAUCGGCCUGCUGAGGAACGUGGGCGAGCGCGUGGUGCUCCAGGUGGAGUACGAUCUGCCCCCUGCUGCCACAGACGGGUCCCAGGGUCUCAUCCCAAAGACGGUGGACAUUCGGCUGCAGAAAGAGGGGAAGAGCUUUGGUUUUGUGCUGAGAGGAGGCUCUCAUGAAGAUUGGCAAAGGUCACGCCCCCUAGUGGUGACUUAUGUGAGGCCAGGUGGACCAGCAGACAGAGAGGGCACUCUAAAAGCGGGGGACCGUGUGCUGAGGGUGGAUGGGGUCCCCCUGCACAGUGCCAGCCUGGCUGAUGCUCUGACGGUGCUGGGCCAGUGUGGACAGGAAGCUCUGUUCCACAUCGAGUAUGAUGUCACUGUCCAGGACUCGGUGAGCAGUUCCUCGGGGCCCCUGAUGGUGGCGAUAUCUCGGACCCCAGGGGCAGCGCUGGGGGUCGGCCUGGCGACAGCCACCCACAGGGCCAAGCAGGUGAUCGUCAUCGAGAAGAUCAAACCGGCCAGUGUGGUGGACAGGUGCGGGGCGUUGCGUGUGGGGGACCACCUCCUGUCCAUCGACGGGACGAGCACGGAGCACUGCUCCCUCCUGGAGGCCAAUCAGCUGCUGGCCAGCACCGGCGACCACGCCCAGCUGGAGAUCCUGCCUGUGCACCAGGUCAGGCUGAGCAGCGUGCCACAGGACACAGUGAGAAUUCAGAAGAGUGACCACCAUCACUGCUGGGACCCCUGUGUACACUACUGCCACGCCCCACAUCCUGGAAAUUGCAAGACACCUGCAUGGACCUCUGCCGGCAACCUCCCCAGCAACAUCCCUGGUAACCAGGACUGCUGCAAGUCCCUGGUUUCCAGCAGCUUCUCUCCAGCCUCUACCAGCGCCUCGGGUCCGACCACCCAGAGCCCCUCCACCCUGCCCCGCCCCCCUCACCCCUCUACCCUGCCCCGCCCCCCGAUCCCCCCCAGCCCCCGUCACGCCCCCGCCAAGAGGAGGCACAAGAAGAAGGAGCACAGGAGCUCAUUGUCUCUGGCCUCCAGUAUUGUGGGUUUGGGGGGGCAGGUGGUGCACCCCGAGACGGCGGAGGUUACCCUGCGGGGGGACCCCCUCAGCGGGUUUGGGCUGGUGCUGCAGGGGGGCGUGUUCGCCACGGAGAGCCUGGCUGCCCCCCCACUGAUCCGCUUCAUUGAGCCGGACAGCCCGGCAGAGAGGUGUGGCCUGCUGCAGGUGGGGGACCGCCUCCUGUCAAUCAACGGAAUCCCCACUGAUGACGGAACCCUGGAGGAGGCCAAUCAGCUGCUGCGGAAUGCCGCUCUCACCAAGAAGGUCACGCUGGAGGUGGAGUUUGAUGUGGCAGAAUCGGUGGUUCCCAGCAGUGGUACAUUCCACGUGAAGCUGCCCAAGAAAAAAGGGGUGGAGCUUGGAAUCGUCAUCAGUGCAAGCAAGAGGAAAGGAGAGGCACUCAUCAUAUCUGACAUCAGAAAAGGGAGCAUAGCUCACAGGACGGGCACGCUGGAGCCGGGGGACCGGCUCUUGGCGAUUGACAGCGUGCGCUUGGAGAGCUGCUCCAUGGAGGACGCAGUGCAGAUCCUACAGCAGACCGAGGACCUGGUCAAACUGAAGAUCCAGAAAGACGAGGACAACUCCGAUGACCCGGAGCUCUCAGGCUGCAUCAUCUACACGGUGGAGCUGAGGAGGUACGGGGGCCCGCUGGGCAUCACCAUCUCUGGCACCGAGGAGCCCUUCGACCCCAUCGUCAUCUCCGGCCUGACCCGCCGGGGCGUGGCCGAGAGGACUGGAGCCAUACACGUGGGCGACUGCAUCCUGGCCAUCAACAGUGUGAGUCUGAAGGGGAAGCCGCUGAGCGAGGCCAUCCACCUGCUGCAGGCGGCCGGGGAGACCGUCACGCUCAGGAUCAAGAAGCAGACUGACAUCUCAGAAAAAGGAGGCAGGAAGUUGCCGGGUCUGUCGUCUGAGCUGAGCGACCGCGAGGAUGAUGUCACGGAGUUCCCCAAAACGGACAAGCUGUCGGACGCCUACUCCACCGUCCCGAGCCUGGACUCCGCCGCCGAGUCCUGGGACAGCUCCGGGAUCGACGCCGGCUACGGCAGUCAGGGAACAAGCAUCCACCAAGCAGCAGGCCUGCCCAUAAAUCAGCAGGACUGGCGCAGCACCAAGCACAGGAUCAGCUCGCCCCCUGCUGGCCAGAAGAAGACCUACCCCCUCAGUGACGGGGGGUUCAGUGAGGAUGAGUGGGAUAAGCCAUCAGGAUGCACCGGCCGGCCGGCCCGGAACUCGCUGGGGCCCGAUCCGGACGACGGGUUCUGGAGCCGAGCGCUGGAGGACCUGGAGACCUGCGGCCAGUCCGAGCUCCUGAGGGAGAUCGAGGCCUCGAUUCUCAGCGGGAGCGUGCUCAGUCUGGGUGUGGAGGGGGACCGGUUGAACCAGGAGCCCGUCGGGCCAGAGAGGGCGGGGCGCAGGUCGGACAGGACCUGGGGGUCCCGCCGGAUCGAGGAGGAGGUGCAGGACAUCACGUCCCCCACGCCCCUGGAGCUGCUGAAGGUGACUGUGCUGAAGGACCCAGACUGUGGUGAUUUUGGGUUCAGUAUAUCAGACGGAUUCCUGGAGAACGGCGUCUACGUCAAUAUGAUUCGCCCUGACGGUCCUGCUGACCGCGCUGGCCUGCAGCCCUACGACCGCAUUCUACAGGUAAAUCACAUUCGAACCCGGGACUUUGACUGCUGCCUGGUCGUGCCCCUCAUCACCGAGUCCGGGAGCAAACUGGAGCUGGUCCUCAGCCGGAAUCCGCUGGUUCAGGCGGUGAUGGGGCAGCCCCUGGACUGCGAGGACCCCUCUGCUACAGGGCACAAUACCAGCACUGUCCACCUCUGACUGGGAGGUCAAGGGUCAAAGGUCACGUCCACUGACUGUGACGCACACUCACCCCAGGACAGUGCACAGGUGUACCCCCCAUUCCCCUCUCACCCCAGGACAGUGCACAGGUGUUCCCCACCAUUCCCCUCUCACCCCAGGACAGUGCACAGGUGGACCCCACCAUUCACCUCUUACCCCAGGACAGUGCACAGGUGUACCCCACCAUUCCCCUCUCACCCCAGGACAGUGCACAGGUGUACCCCACCAUUCCCCUCUCACCCCAGGACAGUGCACAGGUGGACCCCCCAUUCCCCUCUCACCCCAGGACAGUGCACAGGUGUUCCCCACCAUUCACCUCUCACCCCAGGACAGUGCACAGGUGUACCCCACCAUUCCCCUCUCACCCCAGGACAGUGCACAGGUGUACCCCACCAUUCCCCUCUCACCCCAGGACAGUGCACAGGUGUACCCCACCAUUCCCCUCUCACCCCAGGACAGUGCACAGGUGUACGCCACCAUUCACCUCUCACCCCAGGACAGUGCACAGGUGUACGCCAUGGCUUUGUUCAGCUGAACUCCAGAACUCCGGAGCCUGCUGCUGUCCUCUGUCACCUUACUGGAUGCUGUCCAGCUCGUUUUUCACCAUUCUUCUCACGGUUAUACUUCACUUUUCAGUUUUCACACACAGCUCGUUUAGUUCACUGUUUUUCAGUUUUUACACACAGCUUGUUUAGUUCACUGUUUUUCAGUUUUUACACACAGCCCGUUUAGUUCACUGUUUUUCAGUUUUUACGCACAGCACUGGAAAAAAUGUUUUCUCCCCAGAUUGUUAGAUUUUGUCACAGUCUUGCCGUGCGUUAGACGGAUCGGCACGUUGCAUCUUUUCCACCCGUUUCACCCCCCCCCCCCCCCCGCACCAUGCGCCGGUCUGCCGCUCCUCCGCUCAGCUUCAUGCUCCACAAACAUGGUUUGUUUUGGGAUUUCAUUUAUCUAAUUCAUCUCACACGGGCGCCGGGAAACUUACCUGCUCCUUUUUCUCCGGUUUAUUCCGUCCUGCUGGCUUUCUGUACACAGGGGGCAUUGGGUUGGGGUCUGUCCUGCUGGCUUUCUGUACACUGGGGGCGUUGGGUUGGGGUGUGUCCUGCUGGCUUUCUGUACACUGGGGGCGUUGGGUUGGGGUCUGUCCUCCUGGCUUUCUGUACACAGGGGGCGUUGGGUUUGGGGUCUGUCCUCCUGGCUUUCUGUACACUGGGGGCGUUGGGUUGGGGUCCGUCCUGCUGGCUUUCUGUACACUGGGGGCGUUGGGUUGGGGUCUGUCCUGCUGGCUUUCUGUACACUGGGGGCGUUGGGUUGGGGUCUGUCCUCCUGGCUUUCUGUACACUGGGGGCGUUGGGUUGGGGUCCGUCCUGGGCCUGUUGAGGCCUGUUGAGCUAUCAAGCCAGUCAUGUGACUGCUGGGCACAAGUCAAAGGUCAUGGGAAAUUGCUUUCUUUUUUUUUUCUUUUUUUUAAAGAAACCAUUUGGUGUUUUAGUAUGCAGGAGCAAUUAGUUAUUUUUCCCAGAUAUUUGUAACUAUGUUGUAAAAGACAGCAGCAGAUUUUUAAGCCUGAUGUUCUUAAACAUUCUCAGCAGUGUCUCUGGAGCCUGUGCGUUUUCAGAUUUCAUUUUUCUUAGUCUUUUUUUUUUUUUAAAUACAUGUUUUUACUAGUUUUCCUGCCUGGAGCACUUUCACUGACGAUUAUCUUUAGAUUAGUCCCUCGCCGGCCUGUUUAGUUUCUGGCUUCCUGGUUGUAAAGUGCGAGUGGGAUCUAAUUUCAGCUCAGUAGAAAGCGCUCAUUGUUCCUCGAUGUUUUGGAGAGUUUCCGUGGAACAGUCACCUGACUGUGUUUGACGUGUGGACCAGGCCGUGGCCUCCACCCUGUGGGGACCGCCCUUCAUGUUUUCAUAGGAAGGGACUUGCGUAACUGCUCUGAAUUGCUUACAAAUCCGUAGUUUUGGAAAAAACAAACUAGAUCAUUGUUUUAUUUACGUUUUAUUGCCACAUGUCUGCGUGCAGGGCCCCGGCCGUGGAGUAGCGGAGUAUAGAGCUUUAUUUUCCCAGCAUAUUAUACUUUAUGUUAGGGUUCAAUAUUUAACUGUAAAAUGCAUCUAAUGUCACAUGGCAAUGAGAAAGUAGUGUAGUGGGUUUUAUAUGCAAUAUUCGCAGGUGUGAAUCUGCUGUUUUUAAACAAACAUUUUAAGGCUUUCUAUUUCCCUUCUGCAUUUUCCCAUUGUGUGAAUUUUGAUGGACACAUUGUUGUAUUUUUAAAGUUGUGAUAUUACAAAUGUAUUUCCUGUACAGUAUUUUUAUAUUAGUCCAAUGAUGUAAUGGAGAUGGACUCCACAGGCUCAUUGCUGUUGGGUACCCAAGUGGAUGCUUGUGCUUUAUUAAGUUACUAUAACAAUUCUUUUCUUUUUUUAAAGUAAAAUAAUAAAGCAUUUCCUUUU
Anguilla anguilla (European eel) is the source of this 6026-nucleotide messenger RNA. Its product is annotated as glutamate receptor-interacting protein 2-like. Gene Ontology annotation, molecular function: protein binding. The record is from RefSeq and is a predicted model, not a curated record. Bases 265 to 3558 code for a protein of 1097 amino acids. Gene Ontology annotation, biological process: neurotransmitter receptor transport, endosome to postsynaptic membrane. NCBI's taxonomy places the organism in Eukaryota, Metazoa, Chordata, Actinopteri, Anguilliformes, Anguillidae. The transcript has 25 exons.